Messenger RNA from Coffea eugenioides, 1500 nucleotides. Its product is annotated as phosphatase IMPL1, chloroplastic-like. The record is from RefSeq and is a predicted model, not a curated record. NCBI's taxonomy places the organism in Eukaryota, Viridiplantae, Streptophyta, Magnoliopsida, Gentianales, Rubiaceae. Gene Ontology annotation, molecular function: inositol monophosphate 1-phosphatase activity. The coding region runs from base 141 to 1289 and encodes 382 amino acids. Gene Ontology annotation, biological process: signal transduction; phosphatidylinositol phosphate biosynthetic process; inositol metabolic process. The transcript is spliced from 10 exons.
GCACGCUAACAAGGUUGAAUGCUAGAAGCCAUCUGUAAUAGCAAUAGUACGCCUUACAACUUUCUUGGUACUCUGCAGACAGGGCACAAGGGACAUAAAAUCCGGAAAAGUUAACCAAGGGGAAUCAUCAACUGCUCCUGAUGGGGAAAUCAUUUCUGCUCUCACCCACUUUGACACCCUCCAAAUUUUGUCAAAAACAUACAUCAAUUCUACCCCGUAAUUAUCCUAAAGUUUCAUACUUUAGGAGUUCCAAUGCAAAUUUGGACUCCUUCAGGGGUUGCAGAGAUGGGUUUUGUAGCAUACCAUCUUUUAAAGCAAUGCCCACAAGAAGAUUAUGCAGCAAGGCCUCUGUAUUUUCUGAAGUUUCAAAUCAAAAGCAGUUCUUUAAAGUUGGUGCUGAGUCAACUGGGCCAAUUCCUUCCAAACAGCUUCUCCAAGUUGUUCAAACUGCUGCUGAGACUGGUGCUAAGGUUGUAAUGGAUACUGUGAACAAGCCUCGAACUAUUGCCUACAAAAUAGGACUCAGCGAUCUGGUGACUGACACAGAUAAAAUGAGUGAGGCUGCUAUUCUAGAUGUUGUCAGGAAUAACUUCCAAGAUCACCUAAUUCUUGGUGAGGAGGGAGGGCUCAUAGGAGAUUCUUCCUCUGAUUACCUUUGGUGUAUCGAUCCUUUAGAUGGGACCACAAACUUUGCACAUGGUUAUCCUAGCUUUUCUGUGUCUGUUGCAGUAUUGUUUAGAGGCAAGCCAGCUGCCGCCACUGUGGUAGAGUUUGUUGGCGGCCCCAUGUGCUGGAAUACUCGCACCUUUUCUGCAGCUUCUGGUGAAGGUGCCUUUGCCAAUGGUGAAAAGAUUCAUGUCAGUCAAACUGAUAAGGUGGAAAAAUCGCUUCUGGUGACUGGAUUUGGAUAUGAACAUGAUGAUGCAUGGGCUACCAACAUUGAUUUAUUCAAGGAAUUUACUGAUGUUAGCAGGGGUGUUAGAAGGCUUGGAGCUGCUUCCGUGGACAUGUGCCAUGUUGCUUUUGGGAUUGCUGAAGCCUAUUGGGAAUAUCGUCUAAAACCCUGGGACAUGGCAGCUGGUGUAUUGAUUGUUGAAGAGGCUGGAGGAGCAGUUUCUUGCAUGGAUGGUGGGAAGUUUUCAGUAUUUGAUAGAUCAGUCUUGGUAUCCAAUGGUGUAUUGCAUGCAAAGCUGCUGGAGAGAAUUGGUCCUGCAACUGAGAGAUUAAAGAACAAAGGAAUUGAUUUCUCUUUGUGGUACAAGCCAGAAAAUUACCGUACAGAUAUUUGACAUACCUACAUAGUUCUUUUUGUGCCUGUGAUACGAGACCUGCUGUUAGGUUUUGGUGGCUAUGACUUCAUUGAAUUCUAAUCUUUAUUGAGAUUCUAUAUCUUUCUAUACAAGCGUAUACUACUGAAUGCUUGCGACUGAUGUAAAAUCAACAGUAAUUGAAGUUCGUCAUUUUCUUUUUGGCUGAAAUUGCAAGUGAGUAGUUGUUUCA